Ornithorhynchus anatinus (platypus) is the source of this 600-nucleotide messenger RNA. It is a transcript of the gene APOC2, whose product is annotated as apolipoprotein C2. Gene Ontology annotation, molecular function: phospholipase binding; phospholipase activator activity; lipid binding. Lineage: Eukaryota; Metazoa; Chordata; Mammalia; Monotremata; Ornithorhynchidae. The transcript has 3 exons. Gene Ontology annotation, cellular component: low-density lipoprotein particle; chylomicron; very-low-density lipoprotein particle. Gene Ontology annotation, biological process: lipid metabolic process; chylomicron remnant clearance; positive regulation of lipoprotein lipase activity. The coding region runs from base 189 to 500 and encodes 103 amino acids. The record is from RefSeq and is a predicted model, not a curated record.
CGGGGGCAGAGAAGAGGCGGGGAUGGGCUCUGGACCCAGCCAGGAGGGGUACAGAGAGAGCCUGUUCUCAGCUCUCUGUCCUUCCCCGGCCCCCGCUCUCUGACUGGCUAUCUGCCUCCCUGGCUCCGUCCAUCCAUCCGGCCACCACACAGCCCUAUCUGUCUGCCCCCCAAGUCCACUCUGCCACGAUGGGACCCCAAGGCAUCUCUUCUUUCUUGCUCCUGCUGCUGCUGAGCUCCGUGGUCCAGGCGGCUAGGCUCCGUCGGGAAGAGCCCCAGACCCUCCUGUCCAGGGUGCAGGAUACUCUGGUAGGCUACCUGGGAGCAGUCAGCACCACAGCCCGAGAGCUGUAUGAGAAGGCAAAGAACACCGGCCUGAAUGAGAAGAUUAGCUCCCUUUCUCCCCACAGGGAUGCCUACAGUAAGAGCACAGCGGCCAUGACCACCUACACCGGUAUCCUGACAGACCAGAUCUACCACUUGUGGGCUGGGGAUCAGUGAUACACCCGGGACCACCCUCCUCCCCGCCCCCUUCACCCUCCAGGGAAGGAGCCCUGGAAUCCACAGUCUCCACCCCAAUAAAGCAAACGCCCCAACCGGC